Messenger RNA from Verticillium nonalfalfae, 1056 nucleotides. RefSeq lists its product as uncharacterized. NCBI's taxonomy places the organism in Eukaryota, Fungi, Ascomycota, Sordariomycetes, Glomerellales, Plectosphaerellaceae. Gene Ontology annotation, biological process: proteolysis. The transcript is spliced from 3 exons. The record is from RefSeq and is a predicted model, not a curated record. Gene Ontology annotation, molecular function: metalloendopeptidase activity. The coding region runs from base 1 to 1056 and encodes 351 amino acids.
AUGAAGUUCUCCGGUCUCCUGUACCUCGCCACCCUGGCCUCUGCCGCCUCUGUUGACCUCAACAAGCGCGACAGCCCUCUCGAUAUCAAGAUUGAGAAGGUCGGCAACACCGCCAUCAAGGCGAGCAUCACCAACACUGGUGCCUCUGACCUUAAGGUCCUCAAGACCGGCUCGAUCCUCGAUGACCUCGAGGUUGAGAAGUCCGAGAUCUUCUCUGGCUCCAAGAAGGUGGAGUUUGAUGGUGUCCGGCUCCAGCUGGAUACCACGGCUCUCAGCGAGGAGUCCUUCCAGGUCCUCGUGGCCGGCGAGACAGUCGAGCUGACCUGGGACGUCGCGCACGUGCACGAUCUUAGUGCUGGCGGCGAGUUCGACAUCAGCGCCAACGGCCGCUUCUCCUAUGCCGAGGGUGACUCGACCGAGCUGACCGGCGUCGCGACCUACGCGUCCAACGUUGUGCACUCGACCGUCGACGGCGAGGAGGCCGCCAAGGUGCGCCGUGACUUCCACGAGACGAUCAAGCGCGCCGUCGUCCAGAGCGACUGCACGGGCACCCGCCGCACGGCGACGAUCAAUGCGCUGUCCAACUGCCGCAGCCUGGCGCUCGCCGCGGCCUCGGCGGCCUCGUCCGGCGCCGCCGCCAAGAUGACCGACUUUUUCAAGUCGUCGACCACGGCCACCCGCAACACGGUCGCCGGCGUCUUCAACCGCAUCGCCUCCGAGUGCGGCAGCUCCACCGGCGGCGUCUCCCGCCAGUACUGCACCGACAUCUACCCGGCGUGCUCGUCGGGCGUCAUCGCCUACACGCUGCCGAGCCAGAGCUACAUGGUCAACUGCCCGUACUACUUCUCGUCCUUCCCGGCCCAGAGCCGCACGUGCCGCGCCAUCGACCAGGCCACGACCACGCUCCACGAGGUCACCCACCUGACCCAGAUCCGCGGCACCCAGGACUACAACUGCUACGGCUACUCCUGCGUCCGCAGCCUGUCGGCCUCGCAGAACAUCAACCACGCCGAUACCUACACCCUGUUCGCCCAGUCCAUCUACGCUGGCUGCUAA